Molecule: messenger RNA, 681 nt
Organism: Ceratotherium simum simum (southern white rhinoceros)
Lineage: Eukaryota; Metazoa; Chordata; Mammalia; Perissodactyla; Rhinocerotidae
Source: RefSeq, a predicted model, not a curated record
AUGAACGCUCAACUUCAAUGGAAGAACUUCUCCUUCAAACUGGUGUGCCUCUUUUUCAGUUAUUUGUCCUGGGCUCUUGGCAUAGGCCUAGCCUGCAGCAGAUCUUGGCGCGUGUGGGAGUUUAACAGCGAUGUUGUUCCCAUUGUGUUCAUUGGACUUUGGGACGUUUUCUUUUCUCAAACAUCUAACAUCUCUGGCUCAAUGGCUGAGGUGCCGAUGCACUGCAGGAUCAACGGGAGCUGGGUCAUUUCAGAUGAAAUCCAGUAUGGUCAGGACCUGAUAUUGUUGGCAAAUUUUAUGAAAUCAGUAGCCCUGGUUUUUGGCUCACUGGCACUUUUUAUAAGCUGUAUCAACGGCCCAUACCCAGAUUUCCUCCAAUCGUGUUACAACAUUUCUGCCUUCUUCCUUUUCCUCAGCUCUAGUUGUACCAUGGUUACAGUGAGCUGGAAUUUCACCGUGGAUUUUUAUGGCGAAACCACCCUUGACUUCCCACUUAGCUUUCCUGUUGAAAAAGAGAUGCUAAGGAAGAAACACCUCUCCUAUGUGUUCCCACUAGGAAUUGUAACUGCCACCCUCUCGCUAACAAGUGCCGCCAUGUUCUUCUGUGAAACGCGUUCACUAAAACACUGGAAUCGGGAGAAACCCAUGGCUGUGGCCGAACAUUCAAAACAAAAGGUGUGA